Messenger RNA from Zingiber officinale, 2358 nucleotides. Its product is annotated as protein SEMI-ROLLED LEAF 2-like. The annotation marks the transcript as partial. The record is from RefSeq and is a predicted model, not a curated record. The transcript is spliced from 11 exons. NCBI's taxonomy places the organism in Eukaryota, Viridiplantae, Streptophyta, Magnoliopsida, Zingiberales, Zingiberaceae.
UCUUCAGAAAAUGAAAUGCUUGUUUUGGCUGCUAUAAUCCGACACCUGGAUCACAAAAAUGUUGUGCAUGAUUUACAAUUGAAGUCAGAUAUAGUUCAGAAUGCCACUUUCUUUGUACGACAACUGAAAUCAAGAGUAAUGACUGCUGAAGUUGGUGUAGUAAGUGAUUUGUGCAGGCAUUUAAGGAAAAGCCUUCAGGCCACAGUUGAAUCAGUUGGGCUACAAGAAUCAACCUGGAAUGACUCACUUCAAAAUUCCAUUGAGGAUUGCCUACUAGAAAUUAUAAAAGGAAUUGGAAACAUAUGUGUGAUCUUUGACAUGAUGUCAAUAACAUUGGAGAAGCUCUUGUCAAUGACACCGGACAAACUUUUGGCGACCACAAUUGUUUCCAGGGCAACCAUUAGAUCUUUGUUAGUUGUUGCUCAUAUUAUCUCUCUGGCAUCUACUAAUACUCAAUCACAGGUGUUUCCUGAUUCACUAUUGGCACAACUGUUGAAGACUAUGAUGCAUCCAGAUCUUGAAACUCGUGUUGGAGCCCAUCAGAUAUUUUCUGUACUUCUUGGACAAAAUCUUAAUCAUCCAAGGCGUGAAUCUGAGUAUCUCUUUGAAACAAAGAAGUGGCAAUCCAGAACAUCCUCAGUUUUUGAAUCUGCAACUGCUUUACUAGAGAAACUCAGAAAAGAGAAAGAAUGCUUAAAUGGAGAUAAGAAGGUACCUAAUGUCAAUGAUGGGACGAAGAUGAUAAAUUUGGGUGAUGAAGAAUGGAAGAAUAGUUGGAUUCAGAAAAAUUUACCAUAUUUUAGUACACUUAGUCGAUCUAUUAUUGACAGAAUUGUUACAUCUCCAAGUUCCUUGGACCAUGAUAUUGGCAUUAUGGGUCUAACUGAAGAUCAAACUACUCAAUUACUUUCAGCUUUCUGGAUACAGGCUAACUGGGUUAAUAAUAAGCCUAUAGAUUUUCAGGCUAUCGCUCAUUCUUUUGGCUUGACUCUUCUUUCUUCACAUCUCAAGGUGCGGAAUUCCAGUGCUAGCAGUGUUAUUCAUUCCUUCCACAUGCUAUUAUCUCUUACAAAGGUUUCUCUUGAUCCAAAUGGAUUGCUUUCACCUUCAUGUCAGAGGUCUCUAUUCACGUUGGCUACAGGGCUUUUAGCAUUUUCAGGAAAAAUAUUUCACAUUUAUGGAUUAAAUGAUUUGCUAAAAACUUUUCUGCAGUCUGAGAUUGAUCCAUAUAUCAAAGUUGGUGAAGAUUUCCAGAUAUAUGUAAGACCUCAAUCAGAUAUGCAUAGCUAUAGUUCUGAAAGUGAUCAACUAGCAGCAAAAUCUACUCUCUCAAACAUAAGCAACACAAUGGACCAUUCAAAUCUGAAGUUACUUGAUGUGGUUGUUGACGGGUUGUCAACAUUAUUUGAUCUGGAGAGGGAUGUCCUAGCUAAGCAACUGGAUGGGAAUUUCUUGCCUGAAGAUGCACCUUUUUUUGCAUUGGAGCCUGCAUUGAACUGGAAUAAUGGCCAAGCUCUUGAGACUGAAGAAUCAGUCUUGUUUGACGAGGAAUGUUCAAGGAGCUCAUCCGUCAACAUAGAAGCAGUUAACCAGUCACCAGUUAUGGAUAUCCCAGGGAACCUGUCCAAGACACUUCCAUCAGCUUCCCCUGGAGUUCUAAGCAUUGGUCAAUUGCUGGAGUCAGCACUAUAUGUAGCUGGUCAGGUGGCUGGGUCGUCUGUCUCAACCUCCCCUCUCCCCUAUGGUACAAUGGCUAGUCACUGUGAAGCUAUUAGUAUGGGCACAAGGAAAAAGUUAUCAAGUUGGCUAACUAGUAGUCAUGAUUCGGUGUCAAAUGAUCAACCACCAACUAAUGCGGAUGACCAAAAGUUCACGCAGAAGGUGAACUCGUAUGGGUUAGAACUAACUUCUGCUCGUCUGGAACCACUGCGAAGUCUGAGACUACCUCCUGCAAGCCCUUUCGACAACUUCUUGAAGGCGGCUGGUUGUUGACAGCAUGAAUGAUUAUCUACUCCGUUGCUAACCAGUGCCAGUGGAGCAUCUUUGUAUAAUUAGGUUUUAGGCUACUUGUUAGUGGAUUCUGACUCGCACAAACUUGGGUUUUCUGAAUUUUUGUGAUAUGUUUUUGUGCAGUGGAGUUAUAUUUCCCUGCUGCUUGUGUCCUGUGAUGAUAGGUAGACAGGCUACAGGCUUACGAAUAUGCUUUCUUGCAAACAUCUCGGAAACAUGCUCGAACAAAUGGUGAAAUUUUAGCUUUUGAAUGCAUUUCUUUUGUUUUGAAAAAAAGAUGGAUAAGAUGAUAAACUGAAAAGAUGAAUAUAUAUAUCAAAGACAAGCGGCUGGGUGGAGUUAUCUGUU